AACAUGAAAUAUCUAACGGGAUAUGCACAAUUGCCAUUAUCUCUUCACACCUGAGGCUGUCACAGUUUGCCAAUCUCUCUCUCUCUCUCUCUCGAUAUAGGACUUCAAAAUUCUAUUGAAUUACAAUAGUAGUCCACGCACUCCAAACUCUGCUUUUAGUCGUUCUUUCAUGGCAAACAGACCCAAAACAAGCCUAAGGUUCAGUUAGUUAAAAUCAUAUAUGCUUGCUUGUGCUUGAAGAUUUCAUCUCCAACUGCUUGAAAAGCAAGCAGUUUCUGUUAAAAAGAUAGUCGAAUUUUCUGGGAAAAAAGUCGAGGAAUGUAUGGUGAUUCCCGAGCAUACUCGGCGGAUUCGAUUGCUAUAUUUCCUUCAACUUGGCAACCCAAGAGAGAAGAGAUUGCAAAGAGCAAAGAACCGUCGAUGGACUCUGAGAGUAGAAUCAACUUUCAUGACUACAGACAGUAUCAGCACUACCAGAACAAUUCUGGGUUGUUGAGGUUCCGCUCAGCUCCGAGCUCUUUGCUUGCAAGUUCCACAGAUGGGGUUGUUAAGAAUUGCAAUUCGAAUCAAGAACAUCAAGGGUUGAAUUCAAGAUUUAGUUCCUCUACCAGGAAUGGAACUUUGAUUUCAGAGAGUUUUCAUGAUUUGGAAGAUAAUAAACCUUUGGAUAAUGGGUCUUAUUCCUUGAGUUCACAAUACCCACCUCAGUAUCCGAGACAAGUUACAGGAACCCAAGUGUAUGGUGUGGAUUAUAGGGUUGUGAGUUCAAUGGGAAUGGAACAUCAGGGGCAAGGAAAAUUGGGUUCCAAUCUCAUGAGGAAAAAUAAUUCCCCAGUUGGGUUUUUCUCUCACCUCACUGCUCAAAAUGGCUAUGCCACGAUGAGAGGUAUUGGAAACUACAGACUGGAAAAUGGUUCUAAUGAUGAUUUAAGUCCACCAUCAAGCAGGUUGAAAGGUCAGAUGAAUUUCUCCUCCAGGGUACCAUCUUCCUUGGGAAUUUUGUCUCGAAUAUCUGAAAAUGAGAGUGAAAACAUUGCGGUGAGUGGUCCUGAGGGUGAAAGGCUUGGAAAUGGCAAUGGAGAGACUCAAUUUUCCAGCUUUGGAUACCCAUUUGGUUCAUGGAAUGAUUCGUCACAGUUCACACCGAGUUUCACUGGCCUGAAGGGGGAGAGAGACGAUGAUGGGAAAUUAAUUGCUGCUAUUCAGAAUGGGGAGCUAGGAAAUCACAUGCCUAUUUUGUCACACCACUUAAGUUUACCAAAGACUUCAGCUGAAAUGACUGCCAUGGAGAAGUUACUACAAUUUCAAGAUUCUGUUCCCUGUAAAAUCCGUGCAAAGCGAGGUUGUGCCACUCAUCCACGAAGCAUUGCAGAGAGGGUAAGAAGAACUCGGAUCAGUGAACGAAUGAGGAAACUGCAAGAGCUUGUUCCAAACAUGGACAAGCAAACGAACACAGCAGAUAUGUUAGAUUUGGCUGUUGAGUACAUUAAAGACCUUCAAAAACAGUACAAGACUCUUAGCGAUAAUCGGGCAAGUUGCAAAUGUUCCAGUAUGCAGAAGUCAGACCCUAAUCAAACAGUUUGAUUGCUUCUGUACAGAAAAUAAGGGAAAGAUUGAAAAGUUGAUAGCUAUAUAGGGCUUCUCUUUUUUCUGCCCAGAAGAGAAAGAAGAGAGAAAUUUGAUUUUUUCUUUUUUCUGUGAAGUGGGUGUGAAGAAGAUGGGAUGCUACAAUUUCAGCUGUAAGAUCUAGAGACUAUAAGGGUUAAGCAAACAAGGUUUCGAACUAUAUGAUUAGGGAGGCUAAAAUAGAU
This is a messenger RNA of Ilex paraguariensis (yerba mate), 1811 nucleotides long. Lineage: Eukaryota; Viridiplantae; Streptophyta; Magnoliopsida; Aquifoliales; Aquifoliaceae. The record is from the annotation of a GenBank genome assembly.